This is a messenger RNA of Strongyloides ratti, 1185 nucleotides long. RefSeq names its product Zinc finger, C2H2 domain and Zinc finger C2H2-type/integrase DNA-binding domain and Zinc finger, C2H2-like domain-containing protein. Bases 1 to 1185 code for a protein of 394 amino acids. Gene Ontology annotation, cellular component: nucleus. Gene Ontology annotation, biological process: epidermal cell differentiation; regulation of transcription by RNA polymerase II. Gene Ontology annotation, molecular function: RNA polymerase II cis-regulatory region sequence-specific DNA binding; DNA-binding transcription factor activity, RNA polymerase II-specific. Lineage: Eukaryota; Metazoa; Nematoda; Chromadorea; Rhabditida; Strongyloididae. The transcript has 4 exons. The record is from RefSeq and is a predicted model, not a curated record.
AUGGAAAAUGAUUUUACCCAUCAACCUAGCUUUCUUUACUACGACCACAGCAAUUUAUUAUAUUUCUUUACCGACAUGAUCAAAUAUUAUAUCUUUGAGAUAAAAAUUAUGUCAGCAAUGUGGUUUUCAAAUGAUUUAUCAUUAUCAAAUGUAUUUUCUGUAAAUACACCAUUGGCAUCUUUUAAUGGAAUAUUUUCAUUACCAAUUUCAAAUCAAUUAUCAUUUAAUCAAGUUAAUGAAAAAAUUCAUAAACAAAUAUGUAUUGAUAUUGAUAAUAAUGAAGAUAAAAAUAUAAAAAAACAAAGUAAUAGCUCAUUUAUGAUUAAAAGUUUAUUAAGUACAAUUGUUGAUGAAGAAGAACAAAAAUUAAAAAAUGAUAUAAAAAAAUUACCUUCAAUAUCACAAUCAAUUUCAGCACCAUUUUCUUAUGUUCCUGUUCCUCAAACAUCAAUAGAAUAUGUUAAUGGUGGUUAUGGUAUUAAAAAUCCUUUAUUGUCACAUAAUAAUAAUCCUCCGGAUGUUGAUAGUACACCAGCUCCUACAUCAAGUCCUGGUGAAUUUAUAUGUAGAACUUGUGGUAAAAAAUUUAGUUUACAAAGAUUAUUAAAUCGUCAUGUUAAAUGUCAUAGUGAAGUAAAAAGAUAUUUAUGUACUUUUUGUGGUAAAGGAUUUUCUGAUACAUUUGACUUGAAACGCCAUACUCGUACUCAUACAGGUGUUCGACCAUAUAAAUGUCAUAAUUGUGAUAAAUCAUUUACUCAAAGAUGUUCUCUUGAAUCACAUUUAAGGAAAGUUCAUGGUGAAAUUCAUAAUUAUGCUUAUAAGCAAAGACGAUCCAAGGUUUUUGUUUGUGAAGAUUGCGGUUUUACAUCAUCAAAUUACGAUGAAUAUAUAUCCCACUUACGUGUUACACAUCCGUUAUCAGCAGCUUUAAUGAAAAUAACCAAUCCAAUUACACCAUCUACAUCUUCUUUCACUUCAACUCCAUCACCAAAUUCUUUAUCAUCUCCUCCAAUUCAUAUGCCAUUAAUAAAUACACCAACUGCGGAUAUGUCUGUUUUUACAACACUUCUUGCAAAUACUAUACCACAAAAAAAUGUUAAUUUUUUUGAACCUAAUAUCAGUCCUAGAUUAUCUUCAAAUGGCUCCGCCAUAUCAAAUUCACCAUCAUUUUCAUCUAAUUAA